This is a messenger RNA of Menidia menidia (Atlantic silverside), 5087 nucleotides long. The record is from the annotation of a GenBank genome assembly. NCBI's taxonomy places the organism in Eukaryota, Metazoa, Chordata, Actinopteri, Atheriniformes, Atherinopsidae.
UAUACAGUCACGUGACCGCGUGCAGUCGUUCAAGAUGGAGACCGUACGAUGUGGUUGCUUCGCUGUUAGCUAGCUAACUGUUUACAAUGUUGACAAUAUGGCAAAUUUGAGGGACAGCAGGGACUUUUAGAGUUAAAUGUGAGAGUCAUUACAUAAAAGGAGACGUUCAUUUUACAAGUUUUGAUCACGAUGAAGCUAAGCUCUUUGUAAAGACAGGCCAGCUGAAGAAAAUUCAAGUUAAGUGGCAAGCACAGGAGAAAAUUGUCAAUGAUCUACAUCUCAAACUUCGGUUGAGACAUCGAUAUGUCGUUGAGAGAGCUAAAAGUCUGUCUCCUGGGGGAUACUGGAGUUGGAAAGUCCAGUAUUGUUUGGAGGUUUGUGGAGGACAGUUUUGACCCAAACAUCAACCCAACAAUUGGGGCAUCCUUCAUGACCAAGACGGUCCAAUACCAAAACGAGUUGCACAAGUUCCUGAUCUGGGACACGGCGGGACAGGAGCGGUUUCGUGCUCUGGCCCCGAUGUACUACAGAGGCUCAGCUGCGGCCAUUAUCGUUUAUGACAUCACAAAAGAGGACUCCUUCCAAACAUUGAAAAACUGGGUGAAAGAGCUUCGUCAGCACGGACCCCCUAAUAUAGUGGUUGCUAUCGCUGGGAACAAAUGUGACCUGACAGAUGCCAGGGAGGUUCCAGAAAAGGAUGCCAAGGACUAUGCUGACUCCAUUCAUGCCAUCUUUGUGGAAACAAGCGCCAAGAAUGCCAUAAACAUCAACGAGGUGUUUAUAGAGAUAAGUAAGCGCAUCCCUGUUGUUGAAGCCACAGGUGCCUCCUCAGGAAAAGGUUUCAAAUUGGGACGACAGGCCUCUGAGUCUCGCAGGACGUGCUGCUGAUGACGGCGGCUGUCCCCGGCGCGACCUGUGACCUGGCCUUUUCCUUACCUGCCGACCCUCUGCACUUCAAACACCCCACCACGUUGGUCGCCGACGCCACGGUGAAGCAGCGCCGCUCUGACAGCGGCAACUAACACGUUUUCACGAUGCUCUCCAACAGCAAGUCAUCGUCUUUGAAUGGCUGGCAGGAGAAUUACGCGUUUGCACUGAUACAUUCGAGUAUCAGUAAAAGACUCCCUUUUUUCUGCAUGUCAUUGCCAGUCAUUUAUAUUUUACAUUUGUACAACCCGUUGUCCUAAAAAAAAAAAAAAAGGGAAAGCAAUGAAGUGAUUUAGUCACAUCUUUUAGUAGGUCAUAAGUUAUUGGGAAAUAUCUCCCAAAACAUUUUCAAUUUCAUGAAGAGACCAUCUUUAGUGUAUGGGCGUACUUACUAAUUUAUAAAAAAAAAUGCUUUGACAAGAGAAAAAUGUUAUCAGUGAUGCAAGAAGGGUUGUGAAUACUAACGUUAAGUCUUUUUCUUUUCAAAGCCUGACACCACAGAGCUUUUUGGAUCUCACAGUGAAGGAAACAGAAUUUAAAGCUGUGUGGGAGCUUACUUCCACUACUCUGAGGGAACGGUUAAGCAUUUUUGGGAAUUUCAUUCCACUGCUGUAUUUGUAUGAAGCUGGAGCCAGGAGACAGUCACUUCAGUUUCUGCGAGGACAGCGUCGGGCUAAGAUUCUUAAGCCAACUCGCUCCUCUCAUCUGACUGUGCCAGAUACUUACAGCACAUUUCUCAAAUUUCCUUUAAUUAGGACCUUUGUUAUUCUUCUCUCGUUGUCUUAAAGUGGAUAUUUUGAUUGCCACUUAUUCUUGAGAAUGAUAAGCAAUUAUCAUCAAGUUAAUCCUCUGUGAUCAGAAGGACCUCACAGUCAACAUUUUCCAACUUAAUUAUUGUGUGAUAACACUUCCAGCCCCUUCCAUCUGUUCCACAUUUCCUCUCACAAUCAUUGAGGAACUCCAGUGCAUAAUGUGCCCUCUGCUGCACGUGGUACCGUGGUUGGGAGGGUCCUCCCAGUGUUACCAUCUCGCCAGUUUGUUGCUGCUACUUCACAUCAGUAAAACAAGGGGAGGCUGUUUUUUGUGAGGUCUAGCCAAAUUCCUAAUUUUCUCCUAAACAUUUUUCAUCCUUCCUUUUUUUUUCUCAUAAUCAGCACCAGCUCUCACGUCUACAGUAGUGUUGUUUUACUACUUGGCCUGCAAUGAAAACAGAGAGAUCUGAGCCGAGGCCUCAUUCGGCGAAAGGCUCGUAUUUUAGAGCUCAAAUCUCACGUUCGCAGAAAUUUAUAGGUGGAGAAUCAGGCGUGGCGCUGGGUCGACAUGCUGACCCCUCGUUGAACCUAUGUCCCAAUUCUGCUCUGAGUUAAUGAAGCUGCUUUGGUCCAGAUUUAGCUUUUGGAUUUUUAUUGUCUUAUUUCUGUUCACAUUUGGUGCCUCAUUCCUCUGAACAUGCAGGUUCUCCAUGCCCUCCUUUAAUUGUAGUAAAGCAGACCGGGGCUUUCCUGGAGCCCUUCACAGUCGCCUACAGGAUUUAAAACCUUCUACCCAUCAUUGCGAUUUCUCUCAUCCAGCUCUCUCGGCCCCAUCGCACGAGUCAAAAUGUGAGCCAAAACUAACUUAAUGCUGAUACUAUUAUUCCUUGUCAUGAAUGCCUUUCUUUAUCUCUUUUAAUCCAAAAAUCUCAAUUUUGUCAAUUACAAAACAAACAAAUAGAAAAACAGCUGUUGGCUUAACAAGUAGUACAUUUAUAUAAAUAUGCAUCGCAUGCUUUUCUGUCCGCAUAAACAUCUAAUUUCCUAUGAGCAUCAUCAGUGUAGCUGUUACUGAUAAGUUAUAUUAAAAUCAAUGCUGCCUAGUUUUCAGGAUUUCUUGUGGAGUGCAAUACUUUUUAUUCAAAAUGUGACUUAAUCCAAAUCAUUUAAUGGUAUUUACAACUUAGAUCAGCCUCAUUUCAUGCUGAUUUUAUGACUGUUUGGCUCAAAUAUCAUUGAUCAGAAAAUCAGUGCUGAGGAGCUGCUUGUGUCUGCCCAAAACUUGAAAAGUAACAUCAGAACGCCGGCUCCGGCAAGUCAGAAAACUUUCAAAAAGGGAUCAUAAAAAGGGAUGGACCUCAAAAGCAUACUUUGUGUGGUAUUGAUUGGCCCGUGUUACCAACUCUUGUGUUUUGUUUUGUUUUUCUGUGGUCUGUUGUUGUCUCUGGAAUAUUUCCAUCAGAUAAUGUCAUCCCUUGAUUUCGCAUCCGUUUUUUCCUUCUUAUCACUUAAUGCUUUUUGAAGUUUGUGGUGCCAAAGCUGUUUUUAAAAACCACAGAUAAUAAACCUUUUUCAUUACUUGUGUUUUAUUACAUGAAGUGCUCGUCAAAUGGAAGUUUGAUGAUUGUAACAAACUUGUUUUCCCACAUUUGGAAACAGGAGGCAUGUCGGUUACAAUGUGCUACGAGUUUUACAUUAAAAUAAAAUAUCAAAAAUCUUAGGCUGGCCCUGGGAAUGUGAUCAGUGAUCUUGAUUAUGUAUCAUUUGCAGUGUAGAUAUAUGCCAUGAGAUUGCACACAAACUAAUGACUAUACUCUUAUUGAAGACAAUAUAUCUGCUCAGCAUUUACAGUAAAACUUAUCAGCGUAGCACCAUAUUUAGCUUUUUCUUAUGUUUCAUACUGGUUGGGUUGAAAUGCCUGAAACACUUGUUUGCAGUGUAAUUCCAAAUGUGUAAAAAGGGAAUUGUCACUUGUUUGCUAAUAAAAUGGACAAAAAUGCCUUUUCCUCUUGGGGGUGAGAGGCAGAAUGGAUGAAUGAGUGUGUACGUUCUCAGUGGUGUUUCUGCUCCUCUGGGAUAUCAGUGACAGUGUUGUUCAUUCGGCAGCCAGCUGCUUGGCUAAAUAUACAAAUAUGACACUUGAGAUGUGACUUUGACUGGCAGAAGCCUUUUUGAAGAGUAGAACAUCUAUUUGACAGCCUUCUAACUCUCCUGCUCAGACCCCUGUAGAGAGCAGGCCACUUUUAUUACAAAAGCUGCGGCGGGUGGUUGUCAAAUUUGAAAUAUAUUGGACCUGUAACAGCUUAGAAGAUAUUUGUCUUCCUGGUAAAAAUGUUAGACAGAAUUUGGCUGGGUAAGAGUAAAAUCUUGGCAAGAUGGGCCAAAAGAAUGAAGGCUGUAAUCUGAGGUUGAAAUUAAUUUGAUCUAUGGAAUAACAAAAGUUCCAGUUCAAGAACACACACGUGUGUUUGGUACAUGUUUUACACCAUGGUGUUGCUUUUUAUGCUGUUUUUUUCCCCCUUCAUAAAUACUUAGGUAAUUAAGUAGUACAUAAGAGAAAUCCAGCUGGAUGUUCAAGUCAGCCAGAGCCAUUCUUCUCACAGUUCACAGUACAUGGAGGAGGAGUUGAUUGAUCAUGGCCCUGUUUUUGUUCAUGCUGAGAAGAAUCUCAGUUCAUUUCUGGAUCUCAACAUUAUGCGGAGGAGCAAUUCAUGUUUAGCUUUCAAACAAAAAACAGCCGACAUUUAAAAAAAAAAUUACAUCUAAAGUUACAUGAUGUUCUUCAAAAUGGCUGCAGAUAAAGUCCACCUGGGCUAACUUCACUGGCUUACUGUUAAAGAGGAAAAUGUUAUACCAAUCAAGAAGGAGAUUUUGGUAAAAUUCUCAAAUGAUGAUUCUUGUUAACAUUGUAUAAAACCAGACACAAAACAUAUUUUCUGUAGGACAGCAUUAUCUUUUAUAUUGGGGUGGCAUUUUUGUGCAAAUAUCUACUAAAAUAACACUAACUACCAGACAAUAAGACUAAAUGUGGCCUGUCUUAACCUCUGCAAAACUUGUAUGUGUUCCCCAACUAUGGCAUGGAUGUGCUUUUUAUGCCAAAGAAGAGUUUAACAUACUGAGAGUGUCAUUUGUGGUACAAAAUCAUGUUGUUGAUGUUGUGAUGAUUAGGCUUUUUCCAGAAAAUAGUUAACAUUGAAGAAGGGGGCAAAAAAGUAACAGUGCACACACCAACAAACAUGGUAGGGACAUGCUAAUAGCUGUGUUUCCGUUUGUGAUAAUGCAUGCUACUACUCCACAAUCUUUCAUCUUCUUAAAUAGUUUGAUUCCUAUGUUGUUUUUGUUUUUUUCACAGGUGUGCAGAAUAAAAAGUCUCUCCCCUAGGAAAGGACCUGUCUCUAAAAGGUGUGC